UUAAUUUUGAUGAACCUUGUGCUCCUAAAGGCACAAUUGAGUUGAAUUCCCUUAAUAAGAUGGUCUAGCACCUCUUGAUAUUCCGGUCUUGGAAGCUGGAGAUGGAGAAAUUAAGAAAUAGGUGAAAGCUUGCGAUCUCCGCAACGACAAACUUCAUCUCAAAAUUGGGUUGUUUCAGUUCAAGAUUCAUCAAAAGACCAACCAAGCAGGCAAGCAGAGACUGAGAAGGGACCAGCCGCCCCCCAUUUAAGCAGCUGCAGGACUACUUCGAAUACGAUAAGACUAAAGAUGCUCCGGGAAAAGCAUGGAUGAAUACUUAAAUUGGAUAAAUGAACAGCUCAAAGAAUAUGUUAGGUAGGAUAAAUACUUUGAACACAAGACUUACCAACAAAUAAAUAUGUAAAUACAAAUACUGUGAUCAGAGGACAAUCACUAGUUUGAUGACCGAAUCCAUGGCUAAGGACAAUCACUGUGAUCAGAGGACAAAUGCAAUUAGACCUUUGAUUUGUGUUUCGAAUCCAUGGCUAAGGAUUCUGACUUCAAGAUUCUUAUCACUUGUGCAAGGCCUUGAGGAAGUGAUACUAUAGUUGUUAGCUUCAGAAGAAUGGAUGAAAGGCUGUGUGAGAUUGCCAGGACAGGAAACGUGGAAGACUUGCUGAAACUAACAGAAGAUCAUCCCCUUUUGCUGCAUACUGUUUUGUUGGAAGGUGGAGAAAAUCCACUACACAUUGCUUGUAUUGCAGGGCACGUUGGCUUUGUGAAGAAGGUGAUUGAGCUUAAGAAAGAAUUCGCUAUGGAGCUGAAUCAAAAUGGUAUGACCCCAUUGCAUAUUGCCUCUGCAGCUGGGAAUAUCGAGAUUGCAAGAGAGCUGCUGAAAAUAGAUAGCAAUCUUUGCCUGGUCAAGGGAAGAGAGCAAAGGAUUCCUCUUCACUGUGCAGCAGUAAAAGGAAGAGUCGAAGUUGUUGAAGAACUGCUUGGAGCUUCUGGAGAUUCCAUAGCUUACGUAACAGCUCGUAAUGAGUCUGUGCUUCACCUUGCAGUGAUGAACUAUCAAUAUGAGGUUCUCAAGGUCUUAGUGGAGCACCUGAAGAAAUUCAACAAAGAAGACAUCGUAAACCAAAAGGAUGUCCAGGGAAGCACAGUUCUUCACCUUGCAGUAUCAAGAAGACAAUUCGAGGUGAUUUCCCUGAUGCUUGAUGAAGAGUUCGUCAACAAGAGUGUGCUGGACAUAAAUUCCUUAAACAAUGCAGGUCUCACGCCUCUGGAUGUUUUGCUGAUUUUUCAAAGCGAAGCAGGUGACAGAGAAAUCGAGGAAAUGCUAAGAAGGGCAGGAGGUGCAAGGGCAAGACACUUCUCCCUUCAAUCUCUAGAGGCUGAUAGAACCGCUACAUCUGAUGUUGACGAAGGAAGGCCGCAAUCGCCUGCUAAACAAUUGCUGAACUAUUUCAAAUACGACACCAUCAAAGACUCCCCAGCUAGAGUAAGAAACACCCUCCUUGUGAUUGCUGUUCUCAUUGCAACAGCCACUUAUCAGGCUGUGCUUAGUCCUCCGGGUGGCGUUUGGCAGGACGACUCAAAUGAUCAUGUUGCUGGGAAGUCAGUAAUGGGUUCACACAACCCAAUAGCAUACAGCCUCUUCCUGGUUUCCAACUCUGUUGGAUUCUUUACAUCCCUUCACAUAAUCUGCCUCCUCACAAAUGCAUUCCCUCUGCAUCUAGAACUUCAAAUCUCAAUUUUUGCACUUAUCUUUACUUAUGAUACCUGUAUGACUGCUAUCGCGCCCAGCAGCCGGAUAUCUAUCAUGUUCACUGUCAUCUCUAUAGUCCUUCCAUUUCUGGCACCAGUUUUGAGCACUGGGUUGAGAAACUACCUCAAGGCACCAAGAUGUGAAUUGCCACUUACAUCCAACUCAAAUUCUAGGUAGGGUACUGAUACCAAGGGCAUGAUUUGUAAUUUCUGUGCAUUUCCAUGCUUUUCUUUCCAGAUUUACUACUUGGUUUUACAUGUAUGACUGUUAAUUCAGGUUGAAGCUAUUGUACCUUCUUGUACUAGUCUACUAGACAAUACACUAUCUAUAGUCUCUUAAAAUUCUUGCAUACCAUGAUACUUAUUCUUAGUUGAUGCGA
Messenger RNA from Ipomoea triloba (trilobed morning glory), 2126 nucleotides. RefSeq names its product ankyrin repeat-containing protein BDA1-like. The record is from RefSeq and is a predicted model, not a curated record. Gene Ontology annotation, molecular function: protein binding. The coding region runs from base 605 to 1924 and encodes 439 amino acids. The transcript has 4 exons. NCBI's taxonomy places the organism in Eukaryota, Viridiplantae, Streptophyta, Magnoliopsida, Solanales, Convolvulaceae.